AUCUCUCCAUCCUGACCGGACCGACGUUCACGGCCGAGCGGAGCUAAUGAACGAGCUGGUGAAGAGUUUACCGUCCCCGACCCUCCCGGGGCUCCACCUGCCGUGCGUGGACACCCACAGGGGCUGGCUCUUUAAAUGGACCAACUACCUGAAGGGCUACCAGCGACGCUGGUUCGUCCUCAGCAACGGCCUCAUGUCCUACUACAGGACUCAGGCAGAGAUGGCACACACUUGCCGGGGCACCAUUCCCUUGGCCACGGCGCACAUUGAGGUGGGUGACACCUGCCACAUGGUGUUGACCAGUGGAGGCCGAAGCUACCACCUGAAGGCCACAUCUGAGGCAGAGUGUCAGUGCUGGGUGUCAGCUCUGCAGCAAGCCAAGGCCAACGCCACGCUCCUGAUGCAUCACUCAGAUGACUCAGGAGAUGAAGGCCCUGUACCUCAGGAGGACCGUGCCCUAACCCAAGGGGUGCUCAAGACUCUGGCCGGCAAGCUGGACGACCUGAGCACCUGUAAUGAGCUGAUUGGAAAGCACGGCGCCGCUCUCCAGCGUUCCCUCAGCGAGCUCGAGGAGCUGCGUGGAUCCGCAGACAGCACAGACAAAGUGAAAUCUGUGAACGAGCGAGCCACCCUGUUCCGCAUCACCUCCAAUGCUAUGAUCAAUGCUUGUCGUGAUUUUCUGGACGCAGCAGAAUCUCACAGCCGGAGGUGGCAGAAGGCCCUGCAGCAUGAGAGAGAACAGCGCCACCAUCUGGAGGAGACUAUCGAACAGUUAGCCAAACAACACAACAGCUUGGAGAGAGCCUGGAGAGAGAAUCCCACCUCAUACACAGGUGUGGAGAGGUCUCAGGAGGGGGAUGCAAGUGAUGAGAAUGAUGACGCAGAGUUCUUCGAUGCCAUGGAGGACUCCACUGCAUUCAUAACCGUGACAGCCAGCGGCAACGUACAGCACAAGCGCUCAGGGAGUAAUCAGAGUAUGAUGAGCGGAGGAGUGCCCAAUGACUGGACUCACAAUGAGAAUGACACAUCUGGCACCAACCACAUGCAACUUCAAAGAACAAGACGCAGCCGUAUUCCUGACAAACCAAAUUACUCCCUCAAUCUCUGGAGCAUCAUGAAGAACUGUAUUGGCAAAGACCUGUCCAAGAUACCCAUGCCUGUAAACUUCAAUGAGCCGCUGUCGAUGCUGCAGCGUCUGACCGAGGAUCUGGAGUACAGCGAGCUUCUGGACCGAGCAGCUCGCUGCGACUCGUCCCUGGAGCAGAUGUGCCUGGUGGCGGCCUUUUCUGUCUCCUCGUACUCCACCACAGUCCAUCGCACAGCCAAGCCCUUCAACCCUCUGCUGGGGGAGACCUAUGAACUGGACCGACUGGAGGAGUAUGGUUACCGCUCCAUUUCUGAACAGGUGAGUCAUCACCCACCAGCCGCCGCCCACCACGUGACUUCACAGAGGGGAUGGACGCUGUGGCAGCACAUCACUAUCGACAGCAAGUUCCGUGGGAAAUAUAUCUCUGUCGUUCCAUUAGGAAACAUUCACCUGCAGUUCCACUCGAGUGGAAACCAUUAUGUGUGGAGCAAAGUGACCUCGACGGUGCACAACAUUAUUGUGGGAAAACUUUGGAUUGAUCAGUCGGGGGACAUUGACAUUGUGAACAACACCACCAAGGACACCUGUCGUCUCAAAUUCUCCCCCUACAGCUACUUCUCCAGAGAAGUCCCACGGAAAGUGACAGGAGUGGUCGAGGACAGAGAGGGCACGGCUCAUUACAUCCUGUCAGGGACCUGGGACGACAAGAUUGAGGGUGCCAAAAUAGUGGACAGCAGCCAAGGAUGUGGCGGCUCUGAGGGCAAACAGAAGACAGUUUAUCAGACUCUUCAGCCCAAACUCCUCUGGAAGAAAUACCCCCUCCCAGAUAAUGCGGAGAACAUGCACUUUUUCUCCGCCCUGGCUUUGACUUUGAACGAACAGGAGGAGGGGGUUGCACCCACUGACAGUCGUCUGCGGCAAGACCAGCGGCUAAUGGAGGCAGGUCUGUGGGACGAAGCGAAUGGCCAGAAGCAGCGACUGGAGGAGCGUCAGAGGCUGGAGAGGAAAAGACGUGGGGCGCAAGCAAAUCAGGCCCUGGAGGAGGGGCAAGACAUCGAGGGCUACCAGCCACUGUGGUUUCAGAAGAGGACAGAUGACACAACAGGAGAAAAUACUUACAUCUACAGGGGCGGCUACUGGGAAGCCAAAGACAGACAGGACUGGACCCAAUGCCCCGAGAUUUUCUAAAAGACAAAAUGUUCCCUUUCACCACAGCAUCAGAUCGGCUGAAUGGUUCCUCCUGAUUCUCUGCGAGUUAUACACAGUGUGUGUGUGUGUGUGUGUGUGUGAGAGAGAGUGUGUGAGUGAGUGAGAGUGUGUGUGAGUGAGUGAGAGAGUGUGUGUGUGUGCACAUGCAGAAUUUCGAACACGAAGCUCCAACUCCCAGUGACUGAUCUACUUAAUUCUGUUCUGUUAUAGCUUGUGCUUUCAGAAUGCAUACCCUCGCUUCAGCAGAGAACUAAUUUAUGAUUUGUGUGUGUGUGUGUGUGUGUGUGUGUGUGUGUGUGUGUGUGUGUGUGUGUGUGUGUGUGUGAGUUGAACGGUUUCAUUUCCUGGUGUGAGUGUAAGGGAAUAACCUAGGGGGCAAGGAGUGCUGCGAAUGUUUUGGUACAGGCACUGAAUGUCUUGUUCUCCUCCAAGCUGGAACACGAUCCUCAUGCUGGGCUGUGACAGAGACGUAAAACUUUGAAAGGACCGUAGCGGGAUAAAGCAUCGUUACGCACAAAGAAGGAUUUUUCACAGCAGAACUUCAUUUAUUGAUCCAACUGAUCCUUGGAGAUUUUUUUUUACAUUCUAUUUCUUAAAAUUGCACAAACUGUAUUUUCAAGGAUUUACAGUUACAGUCAGCUGUGACAGGCUGGAGAGCAGCUUCUUUGUCAUGAAAACCAAAAUAGACAUCUUUCUCUUUGGAUGGACAACUGAUGACAACCCCAUGUUGUUUUACAGGUACAGCUGCACAUAAUUUCCAACCUGUUUCUGAUGCAUUAACGGGGAAAUGUUACGAGGCUUGGAGAGUCAGGCUGAGUUUCACAGAAUUUAUUGGAGCUUGAUGCAUAUUAUCGACAAAAAGUCUUGCACCUCUGUUUAAGCAGUUUCCACCACUCACUAAACCACUUCAAAUAUCUCAGAGACUCACCAUAAGAGUUCCACUGAUGUAUAAUCUGCUAAACCACGGGGAUUUUCUCCAGCAAGGGAUUAUAUUGCUGUUUGGUGCUUGAUGGUAAUUUUAGCCUUAAUUAUGUAAUGAAGUAGUAAAACCCUGUAAACAUGUUCUCUUAUAUUUGGAGCAGAUUAUAGCAGUCUGACAGACUAUGAUUCCCUUUGAGGGCACUUAUGUAUACUUCAGGGUGAAUUUCAUUUUGUUUUACUCAGAAUAUCAGGGUUUAUCAUAUUGGUAAGUGACAACAAACAUAUUCUCCCGAAUUAAAAUAGUUAGAAUUGGCUGGUUUAUAUCUUUAAAAGUUUAAUAAUAGCACAACCUGACUUGAGAAGAAAAUGCUCCAAGGUCAGAAAGGUGUUUUAUGCAGCACAUGUCAUAGUAACAGUGUCAUUUAGAUGAAUCAUAGUUCUGAAUCAGUCCAGAGCCAGAAAACAAUUAAGAGAAAUCUUAGCAGAACAUUAGCUAACCUUUUGUGUGCAGAUAAGCACUGUUCAUUAGUAGUUCAUAUGCAUUCUAUUAAUAAACAAUAAUAAGCUGUUCAUUCAUACUUUUCAGCUUUCUGUGUAUAAUAGGGCAUGAUGCACAUUAACUACCUGGGUUGUUUUGGCCUGUAUAUAGCAAGAAUAUAAUAGAAAUAGAAUUACCUCAUUAAAAAACACUGUAAGGAAGUAUUAUUUCACAUUACUGGUCACUAUUUUAACUCUAUUUGUGUAAACAUAAUCUUUAAUCAAGAUCAUAUAGCAGUUACUGCGAUGUUGGGGAAUUAAAAUGAUGAACAUGAGUUUAAUAUAAAAUAUUGAUGAUACAAAUAAGCACAACGUCAUCUUUACAUGCAGGUGUCAGUAAAUGCUACAUAAAUUCAAAGGUUCCCAUGACAAUAUAUAGCUAUGCAUGGUAUUAGAGUGCCCAAGCACCUCUGUAGUGAAAAGCCUCUUCACCUAGCUAACUGUAAUGUGGACUUCAUGAUGUGAACUUAACCUUUUGUGCCCAAAGGCCUAGAAAAUCUCCCAU
Molecule: messenger RNA, 4259 nt
Organism: Paralichthys olivaceus (Japanese flounder)
Lineage: Eukaryota; Metazoa; Chordata; Actinopteri; Pleuronectiformes; Paralichthyidae
Gene: osbp2a
Product: oxysterol binding protein 2a
Cellular component (GO): cytosol; perinuclear endoplasmic reticulum; intracellular membrane-bounded organelle
Molecular function (GO): cholesterol binding
Source: RefSeq, a predicted model, not a curated record